GUGCACCGCAGCUCUCCGCAUCUGGCUCCAUGAACGCCAGCACCCAGACUCACAGGACAAAUGCUAACAACUCCGAGAGCUUCGUGCCGAAUGCCUCCAUGCCGCCUUCCUCGAGUUCUUUCCUAAGAUCCGAGUCUUUCGGCCCUGCACAGGACACGAAGGAGAACAACCUGCCGAGUUUGCCUCGACUGAAGCAGACGCCGGAACAGGUGCCAGUACCUAUGGACUGUCCGCGACGAGUUUCAUUCCAAACUCGGAAGACCCCGAGCAUGGGCGGCCAAAGCGGGCCCGAGGCUCCUGCUUCCAAGUCCAUCUGGAAAGCGGUGAUGGGGCUGCCAGCGCGGCUCUUCACAUCUUCGGCAAAGGUGAAGCCCGUGGAGGACUUCCAUGGCAUCUCCCCCGGACCGUCGCAGGCAACCGACAGUGCUGCACAAGCACCGGCGCGGACAUCUCGAGCCAGACGUUUUCGACUGUUCGGAUGA
Messenger RNA from Symbiodinium necroappetens, 482 nucleotides. The record is from the annotation of a GenBank genome assembly. Lineage: Eukaryota; Dinophyceae; Suessiales; Symbiodiniaceae.